CCCACUCCUCCUCUCCAUUAUCCACUCGACCCACUCCUCCUCUCCGCCGCCGGCAUCCCCUUCUCCUCCAUCGACGGCGACGACCUCCCUGGCGACCCACUCCUCCAUCGACGGCGACGGCCUCCUAAGAGAAGUGAGAUGGUUGGCUUGGAAGGUUUCGAGUUCUUCGAGAUCAUAAUUGAGAAAUCUUGCAGUAGGCAGAGGCUGCUUGACAAGUUUGCGAAGAUGCUCGCCGGCCGUGAGACCCACAAAGUGAAGCUGCGGGAGGCCGGCAGCGGGCUUCGCGGGCUGUGGGACGUGUUGGUGGUGUUCGAUGGCGAAGGCCACAUGUACCUAGGGCCCGGCCGGGAUCAUUUCGCCUGCGCCCAUGAGCUACAGCUCGGGUACUUCCUUGUCUUCCGCUACGACGGCGACACCAUGUUCACCGUGAAGAUGUUCGACAACACCAUGUGCCGCAUGUACUACCAGCACGACGACGAUGCCAGCAAUGGGAGCAGCAGCAGGGAUGGCGAGGAGCAGAGCAGGGAUAACGAGGAGCAAAGCGGGGAUAACGAGGAGCAAAGCGGGGAUGACGAGGAGCAGCCUAUUCUGGCUGACGACGACCUUGCCAUGAUGGCGGCUGACGACGAUCCUGCUAUGGUGGUGGCGGAUGACGACCCUGCAAUGGUGUUGGCGGAUGACGACCCUGCUAUGGUGGUGGCGGAUGACGACCCUGCUAUGGUGGUGGCGGACAACGACCUUGCUAUGGUGGCUGACGACGACCUCGUGAUUGUGGUGCCCAAUGAUGACCUCGCAAUGGUGGUGCCUGACAAUGACCUCGUGAUGGUGGUGGCGCCUGCAAUCCCACAGCUUGGCGACAGGACCAUGCCAAUUGUGGUAGAGGAGUACAUCUGCGUUGGGAUUCGCCACUCUGAGCGCAUCAGGUUGAUGAAGGAGAAGAAGGAGGAGUGAAGAUGUUAAGAAAUGAAGUGGCAAUGUUAAGCAUGUUAGGUUUAAGCUUGUUAGUGUAAUCUGAACAUGUCAAUGUUAAGUAUGUCAGGUUUAAUUUUGUGCAUGCUCAUGGAUGUUGUAUGACAGUGUCAUCUAAACAUGUCAAUUUCUUAAUUAUGAAUAUUCAGUUUGGUAA
Molecule: messenger RNA, 1126 nt
Organism: Aegilops tauschii subsp. strangulata
Lineage: Eukaryota; Viridiplantae; Streptophyta; Magnoliopsida; Poales; Poaceae
Molecular function (GO): DNA binding
Source: RefSeq, a predicted model, not a curated record